CAGUGGAGGGAUUGGCAGAGAGGGGUGGAGGACACUGAGUGGGGGCCAGUGGAGGGAUUGGCAGAGAGGGUGGGGGUCAGUGGAGGGAUUGGCAGAGAGGGAUGGAGGACACUGAAUGGAGGCCAGUGGAGGGAUUGGCAGAGAGGGAUGGAGGACACUGAGUGGAGGUCAGUGGAGGGAUUGGCAGAGAGGGAUGGAGGACACUGAGUGGGGGCCAGUGGAGGGAUUGGCAGAGAGGGGUGGCAGAUACAGAACGGUUAGUAAGAUGGAUGAGUCUGGCAGCAGCAUUCAUGAAAGACUGAAGAGGGGAUAGCCUGCGAUAAGGUUGGCCAAUGAGGAGGGAGUUACAAUAGUCAAGGUGAGAGAUAACCAGGGAGGAAAUAAGCUGCUUAGUGGUUUCCGAGGUUAGGAACGGGCGUAUCUU
This is a messenger RNA of Staurois parvus, 424 nucleotides long. NCBI's taxonomy places the organism in Eukaryota, Metazoa, Chordata, Amphibia, Anura, Ranidae. The record is from the annotation of a GenBank genome assembly.